Diachasma alloeum is the source of this 2779-nucleotide messenger RNA. It is a transcript of the gene LBR, whose product is annotated as delta(14)-sterol reductase. Gene Ontology annotation, molecular function: oxidoreductase activity, acting on the CH-CH group of donors, NAD or NADP as acceptor. Gene Ontology annotation, cellular component: endoplasmic reticulum membrane; nuclear inner membrane. Bases 329 to 2299 code for a protein of 656 amino acids. The transcript has 5 exons. Lineage: Eukaryota; Metazoa; Arthropoda; Insecta; Hymenoptera; Braconidae. Gene Ontology annotation, biological process: sterol biosynthetic process. The record is from RefSeq and is a predicted model, not a curated record.
UGAACGCGUGGCGUCUUAACGAUAGAUUUGUGAACGCCAUCGACAAUAAUCGACUCCUGUGUCUCUCUGGCAUCUCUGGACUGGAAUUCUCAGCCGCUUGCCGCUCGGCGUCCGUCCAUCGGCGUCUAUGCGAUGGAUGCAAUGUAACGUAUACUACACAAGCAAUGUAAAAAAAAAAUACUCACUUUAAUUAUAACCUCAAGUGGUACUUAUCGUACGAAAAGAAUAAUAAUACACAUUCGCAUUAGUAGUGCAUAAAAGGAUAGUAGUGCCGCGCGCGAGCAGUGCGACUCUUGAUUAUUCAAUAGUAGUAUUUUAGAGGGGAGUUAUGAAGUUUUCUGAGGGUGAGGAAGUGUUGGCCAAGCCACCAAAUUCUGAGGAUUAUCAGAAAGGAACGGUUGUUAGUGUUAGAGGGGAUAAAUACAGGAUAGUCUUUGAAGGAGGUGCUGAGAUGAGCAUGCAUGAGGAGGAUAUUCAGCCAGAUCGGCCCUCUCGCAGUUCCGCAAGAACAACUCGUGCUCGUGGACGUAAGAGUCCCUCAAGGAAGUCCCCUAGCCGUCAGUCCCCAAGUCGAAAAUCCCCCAGCAGAAAGUCACCGAGUAGACGGUCCCCCGCACGAUCUCCAACCUCAAAAAACCGUAAAUUAACUCGUAAAAUUAUCCAAGAUCGAGAUGAAGAUGAGAAAGAGUCCUCGAGUGUGAAUUUUAGUGAGACUGAUCAGCUUAGUGAAUUCAUUCCCCUGCAAUCUCGCAUGAGAGAUGCUGCACCUGCUGCAGCAACCAGAAGAUCCACAAGGAUUUUGGCCAUGAAGAGCGAUCGAGUUGUCUCAACAAGAUCUAUCGAUCGAGCAGUUUCCCUCCCAGUGGAGAGAAAAAUAAUGUACGAGUACCUCACUGAUAACAAAGAGAGAGGAUUUUCAGUGCAGAGGGAUCAGGACCUCCAAAAAUUGUUGCAUUACGAGGAGGAAGCACUUCCUGACUCUUCGACAACUGUUGAAAAAGUCAACAAGGACAAGGACAAGGAAUUGGAAUUGGAACGCGUGGGAAAACCGCAGGAGUGGGGCGGUUGGUUUGGAGCCUUGUGCCUUACAUUCAUUCUACCGAUCUCAAUAAUCUUACCACAAGUUGCCUGUUACAAUAACAAAUGUAGCAACACUGUUGGCUUUCGUCUGCCAACAAAAUGGCAUGUCUACUUGAAUCUCAAUGCCACAUUGUAUUACACUGGAUUCUUGUUGUUUGUGGCUAUUGGAUCGUUGUUACCUGUUGGAAGAGUCGUUGAUGGACAACAGAAUAAGACUGGACGACUGCAAUAUCGAGUCAAUGGCUGGCUCACUGCAAUAAUUUGUUUGGCUGGAAUGGCCAUCUGCGAAUAUCACUUCAAUUAUCGAGUCAGUGAUUAUAUUCUUCGUUCUAUUCUCCAGUUGGCGGUCAGUGGAUGGAUUAUUGCAACUAUUCUGGCAAUAAUGUUGUAUAUUAAGGCUGGAAGGGCUCCUGUCGCUGCUCUCAAUAUUUAUGGCUCCACGAAUAAUUUGAUUUAUGACUUUUGGCAAGGGAGGGAGAUCAAUCCUAGGAUUGGUGGCAGGCUCGAUAUAAAAACUGUGCUUAUACGAUCUGCUAUCAUUGGGGCACUCAUCAUCAACUCGGCUAUUGUCCUUCAGAGUCUAGCUCAAAUCGAUCCAGUUACAUCGGCGAAGAACGCUAAUGCUACUGUUUUAGUCGUCACUGGACUGCAGAUUUUUUAUUGUCUCGAUGCACUUGUCUUUGAGGCAACUUCACUCACGUCUUUUAGGGUCAUGUAUGAGGGGACUGGUUAUAUGACUUGUGUUGCUAAUUUACUGCAUCCAUUUUUGAUGACCCUGGUGACGAGAUACGUCUAUUAUCAAAAUCUUCACAAAUCACCUUAUGUUUUGGCUGCUUUGAGUUUCUCCUUCUUCAUGGGGUAUUUGAUUUAUCGUAUGAGCAAUAAUUUGAAGGAUGAAUUCAGGCGGAAUCCAUAUUCAGCUGCAGUCUCGAAUCUGGAGACAAUGCUGACCCCUCGAGGAAAGAAACUCAUCAUUUCUGGUCUUUGGGGCCAAGUGAGACACCCCAACUAUCUUGGCGACGUCAUAAUGAACUGGUCAAUCGCUGGAGUAUCGUUAUUCACCCAUGAGAUUAUCCCUUACUAUCCUGUACUGACCCUCACCCUGGUGCUCAUGCACAGAGCAUAUCGUGAUCAUGUUCGUUGCAAAACGCGUUACGGCACAGCCUGGUCGCAAUAUUGCUGCCAGGUGAGAGCACUCAUCUUCAAACGCAUUUAUUGAACAUACAUGAGAAAUUGUAAAAAAAAUUGUUAUAUAAUCUCCUGCAAUCAUCAAGACUCACUUUGAAUUGACUUUGAGUCUGUGGCGGCCCUUUUCAAAACCAAUCAUUUUAGACACCAAUUGACAAUUAUUUUUUCAAUUGUACAAAUUUUCAAUUUUCUCAAUUUAUAAGUGGGUUUAUAUAUAUAUAUCUAUUUCUUUUUCUCACUUUGUGGAGCUUUUACCAACACCUGAUGAAUUUUCAAAUUAGAAAAAUGCAUAAUGACAAAUGUAACUGUCAAACUUUUAAAGAUAAAGUUGAAGAUAUUUUGUAAAAUUAGUGUUAAUAAGAAGUAAAUAAUGAAGCAACAAAAAGACAUGUCAUUAUAUUAUAAUAAGAUAAAUUAAUAAGUUUUAUACCUUUAUAUGUGUCACAAUGACAAUGAGUAUGACGAUAUGAAAUCAUUGUAUUGUAUUAAUAAAAUUAAUUUUUGGUAAAAA